Copidosoma floridanum is the source of this 2013-nucleotide messenger RNA. RefSeq names its product hdc homolog, cell cycle regulator (gene heca). Lineage: Eukaryota; Metazoa; Arthropoda; Insecta; Hymenoptera; Encyrtidae. The record is from RefSeq and is a predicted model, not a curated record.
UGCCGUUCGCGUAUGUCACCUCAAGCUCACCUGCCCGAGUUCCCAGGGUAGUCAGCCGGCUCGCAUGAUCUGCUGUCGACCAACACCUCGAUCGGGUCUCGUGUACGCGCGUCCACUAAUCCAUCAGCAGCAGUGGCACGUCGCGAGAGAGAGCAGCAGACGACCUGCAGUUAGACCUGCACCAACAACAGCAGAGUUUGACAAAAAAAUAUAACAAAAAAAAAGAAAAAAAAGAAAAAAGGAAGCCAAAUGGCGCCGCGGAAGCAUGGCAGUGGCCACGGGGCCGGCCUCCUCGAGGUAACCACUGCUUUUCAGCAGCAGCUCAGUCAACGCGAGCAGCAACAGCAGCAGCAGCAGCAGCAUCAUCACCAUCAACAUCAUCAGUUGCAACAACGUCAGCUCGAUACUCUCGAGAGCCUCGGCUUGUCGCACGUACUCGGCUCAGCGAUGCUGGGCCAGUGCUGCACGCCGAGCGAGUGCCUGCGCGGCGACGCGUUCAUCUGCGCCCCCGGGAGCCUCCAUCAGUCCGACCAGCAGGACUACAUCAAGGUCAGUUGUAGCAACGACGCCUGCACGGCCGGCCAAUUCAUGCACCGCGAGUGCUUCGACGCCUGGGAGCAGACGCUCCUCGUUUACCUGAAAAGUUGCGGCAGGGCGCGCAGCUGGUCCGAGCGCCAGCGCCAGCAGAACCUCUGGACCAAGAAGGGCUACGACCUGGCCUACAAGGCCUGCGCCUGCAAGUGCGGCCGGGGACACCUCAAGAAAGAUCUGGAUCAACAGCCGACCAGCACCGAGCAGACCACCACCACCACCUCGGCCGAGGGCAAGAAGAAGAAGCGCCGCAACCGGCAGAGGCAACAACAGCUACAGACCUGUAUCAUCAGUCCGGGCCAACAACAACAACACGCGAUGUUUAAGCAACAACAACAACAACAGCAGUGCAACGAGGCGCGCUGCCGCGCCGGCAGUCUCUCCAGCACCGGCUCGACCUCCCCGCCCAGCGAGACCAGCACCAGUCCGCUGCACCAGCCUCAGAUCAGCUCCAAAAGGAGGAACAAGGUCGAGUUCUUCGGCGAUAGGAUCAGGCAAAGCUGUGGAGCGAACGGAAUAUUUUCUCGUCGCAUGGACUUUAGCGCGUUUAACAGCUUGCCACGAACCAAAUUGAACUCCUAUCACAUCAAGAUGGAGGACGAGGGCAAUCACGGCAACGACGACACCCGAUGCUUCAUCCUGUCGACCCUGGCAGCGCUCCAGUGGCCCAAGGUCUCGUGCGUGCUCUGCCAGGUGAAGAUGCUGGUCUUCGACAGAUAUCCCCUGGUCGACGGCACCUUCUUCCUCUCCCCGAGGAAACACUCCAUCUCCUGCGCCGAGGUGAAGGUCGAGGGCCGUACGCAGUACUUGUCGGCCGUGUGCAUGAGUUGCCUCGAGGGUAACAGCGGCACCCCGGCCCGUUGCCGCUCCUGCACCCAACUUUGGGACGGCUCCAGCCUCGUACUGGGCACCAUGUACAGCUACGACAUAUUCGCCGCCAUGCCCUGCUGCACCGAUCGACUCAAGUGCAACAGCUGCCAGCAGCCCUUGAUCUAUCCGCACCAGCGGCUGAACUUCUACUCGGACUACAGCCGGGUCUUCGCCUGCCCGCACUGCCGCGCCGUAGACGCCCACUUCGUCAAGCCCCUGUCGGCCUGUUACACCCGCGAGCACUUCCAGUUAUACAGCGCCUGGCCCUAACGGCUGCGCCCGACACCCCCGGGCGCCGUCCCGAAGGAGCGGACGGUCCUGUCGGCCAGUCCACUGUUGGCCCUCCUCCGGGCGAGUCUGCUCUAGCCGCUGCGUUUGCCCGACCAAGCUUGGGUGCGUCAGUGUCCUGUUACGAUCGGCAACUAAACAAAUAAGAGCUGUCGCGGUACUUGAGGCUCGAGCGCCUAAAGACGGCCUAUUCGUUGAGCCCGCACCGAUAAACAGUCGCGCCGGGAUCACUAUACAUACGUUACUUUUUUUUUUUUUUUUUUU